CUUAUUAACUCCCUCAGCAUCACCUGUUUCAAAUCGACUACAUUCCAUUACCCUUAUGUUACUUUCGUUGAUGGUCAUUUUAUAAAAUCCUUUUUGAUAACACUAAUAAUUCCGUUCAAUUGCUCUUGCAAGUCCUCUGUUGUCUCCGACGGAAUCACAAUAUCAUCGGCAAACCUCCAAGAUUUUUAUUUCUUCUUCCUGGAUUUUAAUUCCUUAUCCAAAUUUCUCUUUCGUUUCAUUUACUACUGCUACAUGUACAAAUUGAGUAAGAUAGGGAUCGAGCGAUGUGGCGCAGUUGUUAAGCACACUGGACUCGCAAUCGGGAGGACGAUGGUUCAAUCCCGCGUCCGGCCAUCCUGAUUUAGGUUUUCCGUGAUUUCCCUAAAUGGCUCCAGGCAAAUGCCGGGAUGGUUCCUUUGAAAGGGCACGGCCGACUUCUUUCUCCGUCCUUCCCUGAUCCGAUGAGACCGAUGACCUCGCUCUCUGGCCUCCUCCCUCAAAACAAUCCAGUAAGAUAGGGGAGAUGUUACAACCGUAUCUCACUCUUUCUCAACUACCGCUUCACUUUCUCGUCCCAUUCGACUCUCUAUGCCAUAACGUCACAAAAUUCUCUGACCAAUACUUCGUCGUUAAUUGACGGUUUGUUAAGGACUGCGACUGAUUAGAUAAUACACAAAACGAUCGUCGAUUUACUGCUUUUGUUAUUUUCAUUUCCAAAGCGACACUGAGGUGACAAAAGCCGCGGGAUACCUCCUAACCUCGUGUCGGAGCUCCUUUUGCCCGGCGUAGUGUAGUGCAGCAACUCCACGUGGCGUGGACUCGAGUAGUUGGAACUACUAUUGAGUCACGCUGCCUCUACAGCUGCCCAUAACUGCGGAAGCGUUGCCGGUGCAGGAAUUUUUUGCACGAACUGACUUCUAGAUUAUGUUCCAUAAAUGUUGGAUGGUGGCCAAAUCAUUCGCUGGAACUGUCCAUAAUGCUCUUUAAACUAAUUGCGAACAACUGUGGCCUGAUGACAAAGCGCACUGUCAUCCAUAAAAAUUCCCUCGCUGUUUGGCAACAUGACUGCAAAUGGUAUCCAAGUAGCCGAAAUAAUCAUUUCCAGUCAAUGAUCGGUUCGGCUGGAACGUGAAAACACAGCCCACAGCAUUAUGGAGCGACCAUCAGUUUUCACAGUGCCUUGAUGACAACUCGGGUACAUCGUGCGGUAUGCGUCACACUCGAACGCUACCGUCAGUUCUUACCAAACGAAACCGGGACUAAUCUGACCAGCCCACGGUUUUCAUCGAGUCGUCUACGGCCCAGCCGAUACGGUCACGAGCCCCACGACACACAGCAGGCGGUGUCGUGUUGUUAGCAAAGGCACUCGCGUCGGUCGUCCGGUUCCACAGCCCAUAAACGCCAACGGAUACGUUCGCCGCUCGUCCCAUACUGAUUUCUGCUUCUCCUAGCACUCUCGACAUUGUGGAUCUCGGAAUAUCGAAUUCCCUAACGAUUUCAGAAAUGGAAUGUCCCGUGUGUGUAGUUCCAACUACCAUUCUGUGUUAAAAGUCCGCCGUGCGGCCAUAAUCGCGCCGGAAACCUUUUCACACGAAUCACCUGAGUAGAAAUGAUAGCUCCGCCUAUGCACUGCCCUUUUACGGCGAUGCUACCGCCGUCUGUAUGCGUGCACGUAGCUACCCUACGAAUUUUUUUGUCACCUCAGUGUACUAUCUCCUUUACUGCUCGACCUCGCCGGCAGAUGACGCUGUGGCUGCUCGUGGCCGUGGCGCUGCUGGCGGCGGGCGCGGCGCCGCGACGCCUGGGCACGGCCGCGCCGCAGGCCGACACCAACAGCCUGGAGGCGGCGCCGCCCACCGCCGCGGCGCGACCGCCGCCGCCCACGCCGCCGCCCGCGGAGGACGACGACGACGCGGACGACGAGGACAGCAAGACGCUGUCGCAGCAGAUCGCCGACGGCAAGUACGGCCUGAUCCAGAAGGAGCUGUACCGCGAGCCGCCGGCGCGCCCCGGCAUCGUGAGCUACGCGGCCAACCCGGAGGUGCCGCGCGACACGGCGCGCACGCUGGGCGGCCUCCGGCCGUCCGAGGUGUGGCUGGCCGAGGACCACGUGCUCGUGCUGAGGGGCGGCGCCUUCGCAGCCCCCGAGCGCACGGAGAAGCCGCCCUGGCCGCCCAUCGACGACUACCACGCGCCGCCCAGACAGGUGCGGCUGCCGGCGCGGCCGCGCGUGCCGCCGCCCUUCCCAGUGCAGCUGGCCGACGGCGAGCCGCCGCGGCUGCUAGGCAACCAGUCGCGGCCGCGGCCGCCCUUCUUCGCGCCGCCCUUUCCGUUUCCCGGGCCCGGCGCGGCCAACGCGACGCGGGACGGCGCCGCGCCUCCGUAUCUCUACCCGCCGCCGGGAAACUUCCCCCCCGGAGGGGCCGUCCCUACGCCAACGGGCAACGGAUCGUUGUCGCCACCUCCGUAUCCGUUUCCACCUCCGAGAAACGGGUCGCUGUACGGGCCUCCCGCCGGCCCCUUCCCGCCCCCGCCCUUCUUCUUCCCCGGCCCGUACGGGCCGCCACCGACGGGCAACGCCACCUUCCCGCCUCCCGGCAACGGCUCCUUCCCCUUCCCGUUCCCGUUCCCUCCUCCGGGUAACGGCACCUUACCCUUCCCGUUCCCGUUUCCAGUAAACGGGUCGCUGCCGCCCGGCUUCCCCGUGCUGCCACCGGGGGCGGCGCUGCUGCCGCCGCCGGGACUCUUCAAUGACACCUUCGACGAGGACGACAUGUCCAUUUAUUACCCGCCGCCGUACGACUUCUACUAUCCGACCGACAAUACGACACAGGUGCCACCGGGUCCACUAGUGCCCGGAAUAGUGCUGCCACCUCCGCCGAACUUCUUCGGACCACUCGACAACGGAACGGAGACUGCGGGCUCCGGCGGGACGACGGUCGCACCGCCGCCCUCCGAGACGACCGCGGGCGAGGGGUACACCGCCAAAUACGUGCCGGUGACGACUCAGAAUCGGCGUAAGAAACCUACACCCGCGACCACCGCGAAGACUGUCACCGACGUGCCGGUCUCGACGCCGCCGCCGCCACAGCCGAUGCCAGCUACUCCGGUACCGCCCGGUCGGAGCCCUUCGGUGCAGGUGAUCCACGACGGAGCGUCACCUCUCCGGCCUCCGGGUUACUACUAUUACCAAGUCCCCGCCGCCGUCCCGGUUACCUCGACGGUAGCUCCGCCGACGGUCGUCCUGUCCUCCACUACGGCUGCCCCUCCACCUGCGAGUGUUUCCUACGUCGUCGUGCCCGUCACAGAUAUAGUGGUGCGACAGCCGUUCCAGAGUCGACAGCAGCAGCAGCAGCAGCAGCAGCAGCAGCAACAACAACAACAACAUCGACAGAGGCCCAAGGCACCGGAUCCGACACCACCCACCUACUUCUAUGACCCCGUCUCUGACCGUACGCCAAAAAAAUCUUACUAUUUCUUUGAAGAACCUUGGCGCGGCAUUUCCUUCCAGUUCCCAUUACCGAGCCCGACACUGCAAACACUGCUGGGACAGUCGUACCGUCAGCCGACGCAGCUCUACUACUAUUCGGACGCCACAAAACGACAGAGGCCGUCGCAAUCUGUCGGCACUUCACGUCCCCCGUACUACAGUCUUCCACAACAGGUAUCGACAGUGCCGCCGCCGUCACCACACUAUCUGCAGUCGACACCUGGCCGGGCACCGUACUACGGCCCCACGACACCGACACCUUAUUACUUGCAGGUGUCCACACAUUCUUAUUACGAUAUCGGACACUCUACUGUUAGACCUGCGUACCGGUACAAUUUUGAGCAGCACCCAGUACCGAAUACGACACCCGGACCGCGUACGAGUCCACCAGUUUACCGGACGACGACACCGCGUACUGUCUUCGAGUUCGACUACAGACAGCAGCAGAAGUUUCGGCAAGCCCCGUCCUAUUUCACUCCCGGACACACUUCCGGUGACUUCUCUCAGGUUCACGUAACUACACCAGCUCCCUCACGAUCACAGCAAUACGGAGGUGAAAAAAUAUCUAGCAGUGGCUACUCAACGGAGAAUCCGUUGUCGGCACUGUUCACACGACAGGAUGAAAGUCUCAUCGAUGAAAAUACGAAAAGGUACUUCACAAUAUUUGGACAGAAGUUGCCACAACAGGAAUCUGAAAUACCGUCCACAACACCGAUGCCUAUUACUGAGGAACAGCAGAAUUUAAAAGAAGCUCUUCCACUGUCUCUAGAAGGUGAUACCUUGGUCAACUACAGACCACCACUUCCUGCUGCCAAUCCAGAAAGUGAGUUUAUUGCGUACCCAUUGCCAGGAGACGGUGCCCACGCAUACUUCCUCCCACCCGGUGGUGGAUACUCGUAUCCAGCUCCAGCACCAAACCAGCGACUACGGUAUCGUAGAAAGGAUACGGGCAGUGAAGUGACGUGACCUUUUAUGAUGGAAGUGUCCCAGUGUGGAAAACUCUUCUGAUUCAAACAGUGCUUCCAAAGCAAAAUCACAAACUAGAAAAAUUGAAUUAAGCUUCGUAUACUUUAGAAAAAUGUGUGAAUUGUUCCACAAGUGAGUGUUCGACAAACUGAUGCAGUUGCCUCAUUUCUGUUUACAAAGUGUGAUGAGAGUGUAUAUUUAUGUGUUGUUACAAACUACUACAGACUUAUUUUAACUGUUGUGAAAGCCACUAUUGCCUUUUUUAUGGAAAUGUGUUGUCAGAGUAGUCUGUGUUGUAAAUAAACAUCCUCCCAUUCGCAUAUA
Messenger RNA from Schistocerca cancellata (South American locust), 4780 nucleotides. RefSeq lists its product as uncharacterized. The transcript is spliced from 2 exons. Gene Ontology annotation, molecular function: microtubule binding; actin binding. Gene Ontology annotation, cellular component: cytoplasm; actin filament. Bases 1610 to 4456 code for a protein of 948 amino acids. The record is from RefSeq and is a predicted model, not a curated record. NCBI's taxonomy places the organism in Eukaryota, Metazoa, Arthropoda, Insecta, Orthoptera, Acrididae. Gene Ontology annotation, biological process: actin filament polymerization.